This is a messenger RNA of Ananas comosus (pineapple), 1160 nucleotides long. RefSeq lists its product as uncharacterized. The record is from RefSeq and is a predicted model, not a curated record. NCBI's taxonomy places the organism in Eukaryota, Viridiplantae, Streptophyta, Magnoliopsida, Poales, Bromeliaceae. The transcript has a single exon. Bases 317 to 946 code for a protein of 209 amino acids.
CAAAUGGAAGCUCCACCGAUCCGAAUCCAUUUGCAUCUCUCCUACUAGAGUUUAGGAGGGAAUUUCAAAAUGGCUUUUAGCCUUUUUGAGAGCUCUCCUCCAAUCUUCUUAUUACAUUUUUACCCGCCCGCCCAUAUUUGUACCGCCAAAUUUCUGGCGCCAACCCUUCCCGCCAAAAAAACCCCCAAAUCCCAUCCCCGACCCAUCAUCUAUAAAAUCCCAAACCCUACCUCCUCCUCUUCCCCUACUUCACACACCUCUCUCUCUCUCUUAGGGUUAUUCUCUCUCUCUCUCUCUCAAGAGGUGUCGUUGAGCAAUGGUGGUGGCGCUGGGGCCGGGGCGGUUCUACGGGAGCGGGCUCCCGCGGCCGCGCUUCUAUAGCGACGUGAAGCUCGGCGGCGCCCGGGUCGACCCGCCGCGGCCCGUGAUGGACCCUCUCCUCUCGUGGGCGCACGAGGCCCACUGGUCCAUGGGCGGCCUCUCCUUUGUCCGCCGCCGCCUCCAGGGCCGCAUCGAGGGCUCCGUCUCCAAGCUCCGCCGCCGCCUCCAACGCCGCAGCUCCCCCCGAAAGGCCCCCCAAAAAUCCCUCCCCGUCCUUGAUUCCGACUACGAUGACUCCUCUGAUUCACAAGAAGAAGUGGGAGGGGAAGUAGUGAAGGACGUUACCUUUGAUGAUGAUGAUGAGGAGGAAUCUGAUGCUGAUAAGAGGAGGGGCAGGAGGAAGAGGAAGCUCGGGGACGAGUUUGAUCGGAUCGCUGGAGCACAAGUGGCGGGUGGGAUCGGGCGGAGGACGCGGAGCCGAAGAGCGGAAGUGGAGAUCGGGGAGACAUCGUUGGUGCCUCCGCCUUCUCCUACUUAUACAGUUUCUGAGAAGGGGAAGAGGAAGCAGAAGAAGGUGGAUGCUGGGGUUGUGCGGAGGACGUCGCUGAGGAAGAAGCACUUGUAGUUGUUCAUCAAAGUUUGAGGUAAAAAUGGCAAUUUUCUGAUAUAAAUAAGUGAAAUUGAGUAGAUGUUAGGUUCUGAUGCACUUGUGUUGUUUGAUGUUUUUAUUGUGAGACUUUCUUGGUUGUUUACUUGCUCUCUGUAAGAGGAUUCUCUAACUCCUGGAAAUGAUACAGUUUGCUAAUGAUAGUUUAUGUGAAUUUGAAUUUGCACUUGAA